Molecule: messenger RNA, 2059 nt
Organism: Prosopis cineraria
Lineage: Eukaryota; Viridiplantae; Streptophyta; Magnoliopsida; Fabales; Fabaceae
Product: high affinity nitrate transporter 2.7-like
Exons: 2
Coding region: 513-1889 (458 amino acids)
Biological process (GO): transmembrane transport
Cellular component (GO): membrane
Molecular function (GO): nitrate transmembrane transporter activity
Source: RefSeq, a predicted model, not a curated record
UAGUAAAAUUUUAAAAGUUUGAAUUAACGACAGUUAGAUUUUUAAUAAUUUUUUUUAAAAAAUAAAUUGUAAAUAUUAAUUCAAAUGUAAAAAUUCAUGUUAUAAUUUAAAAAUUACAUUUGAUACUUAAAUGCAUAUUUGCAAUUCAAACACUUGAAUUUAUGAUUAUUUAUAUCGAUAUUUUUAAUUUAUUUUUUUUUUAAUUUGUCAAAAACCCAACAACCAUCAACUUAAUGUUCUAAAACCUAACUGUCCUUCUCCCUGUAUAACUUGCCACGCUUCUUUUCAUUGCAGCGGCCCCUUGCCCUUAGUGUGAUAGCAGCAUAUUACAUGGAUUAAGAUUCCAUUAUUUAUGUAGUACCUGUACCAGUUACCACCUGACGCAGCGAAUCAAAAGUUCCAGACGCCUCAAAUUACGUCCAACGUACCUUUGCUUUUUCUCUGCCUUAUUGCCACUCAAAUUUCUUCACCAUUUCCACGACUGUCACCUCCAGUCCAGUCAGUCCACCACCAUGCAAUCUCACCUCUCCUCUAAGCCUUCCUUCCUCCUCCCCGUCGACGUCCAAGAGAGAGCCACCGUGUUCCGCCCACUUUCGCUCGCCCCACCUCACAUGCGCGCCUUCCAUCUUGCAUGGCUCAACCUCUUCUCUUGCUUCUUCUCCACCUUCUCCAUCCCUCCCCUCCUUCCCGUUAUCCUCCACGACCUCCACCUCACCCCCACUGACAUUGGCAACGCCGGCGUCGCCUCCUUCGUCGGCUCCAUCUUCUCCCGCCUCCUCAUGGGCCCCAUCUGCGACCUCGUCGGCCCCCGCAUAGCCUCCGGCACUCUCUCCCUCCUAACAGCACCUGUCAUCCUCGUAACCGCUUUCGUGUGCACACCCCAAUCCUUCAUCAUCAUUCGCUUCCUCGUCGGCUUCUCUCUGGCCAACUUCGUGUCCAGCCAGUUCUGGAUGAGCUCCAUGUUCUCCCCCUCCAUAGUAGGCCUGGCUAAUGGUGUUGCAGCCGGGUGGGCCAACGUGGGCUCGGGUGUGACCCAACUUGUUAUGCCUCUGAUCUACUCUCUCAUCAUGCACUUCAACGUCCCGUCUUCCAUUGCUUGGAGGCUUGCGUUUGUUGUUCCUGCAAUUUUCCAAGCAACCACAGGGAUACUGGUCCUGGCUUUCGGGCAAGACCUGCCUUCGGGGAAAUACGUGCGUACUAGCCAGACCCAGAAGGGUGAAAGAGAGAACGCAUUGAAGAUUGUAUUGGAGGGCUUGACCAAUUACAGAGGGUGGAUUUUGGGCCUGCUUUAUGGGUUCUCUUUCGGGGUGGAACUAACUACAGACAACAUAAUAGCACAGUACUUUUAUGACAGGUUUGACGUGGAUAUUGAAGUUGCGGGGAGUAUAGCGGCAAGUUUUGGGAUGGCGAAUUUGUUCUCGCGGCCUCUGGGAGGAGUGAUUUCUGAUGGGAUGGGAAGGAGGUUUGGCAUGAGAGGGAGAUUGUGGGCUUUGUGGGUGGUCCAAACAGUGGCUGGACUUCUCUGUGUGUUACUUGGACGCCUCAACUCUCUCUGCAGCUCUAUCCUCGUCAUGUGUGCUUUCUCCGUGUUUGUCCAAGCAGCUUCUGGCCUCAUAUUCGGUGUCGUCCCCUUCGUUUCCAAGAGAUCGCUUGGAGUAAUUUCAGGGAUGACGGGGAGCGGAGGAACUGUUGGGGCCGUGGUGACUCAAACGCUGUUGUUUUCAGGGGCCCAAUUCUCAAGGCAAACAAGCAUAUCUCUGAUGGGCAUUAUGAUGGUACUGUGCACUCUUCCAGUGACCUUGCUGUAUUUCCCUCAAUGGGGAGGCAUGUUCUGUGGCCCUUCAUCAGAUGCCGAUUCCCCUGAAGAAAAUGAUCGCCUGCUACAUUAGAAUGAUCCAAUGGGUUCCUGGUGCUCAUGUCCACAGACGCAUUCUGCAUAAAGCUCAAGAUGAACGUGCAAUCAGUUUUACAUUUCUAGUGGUAGAACCCAUUAAAAUCCACAGAAAAAACAUCCAUUUGUACAGUGAUAAUGAAGUAUUUUAUUGGACAGACUGCGUAA